This is a messenger RNA of Metopolophium dirhodum (rose-grain aphid), 570 nucleotides long. RefSeq lists its product as uncharacterized. Gene Ontology annotation, molecular function: RNA-DNA hybrid ribonuclease activity; nucleic acid binding. Gene Ontology annotation, biological process: DNA replication, removal of RNA primer. The coding region runs from base 1 to 570 and encodes 189 amino acids. The transcript has a single exon. The record is from RefSeq and is a predicted model, not a curated record. Lineage: Eukaryota; Metazoa; Arthropoda; Insecta; Hemiptera; Aphididae.
AUGGACUCUUUCCCAUCUAAACCACAAAUCUAUACAGAUGCCUCCAAAACAAACUCAGGUGUCGCGAUCGCUAUCAUAAACGGAGAGCAAUCCAUAUCGUACAAAUUACCAGACCAUAAUAGUAUAUAUACGGCAGAAUACUUUGCACUCCUGGAAGGAGUCCACCUAGCCAUUCAACUACCCGAUUCCACCAUUAAGAUUUGUACAGAUUCGCUCAGCGCUCUAAACAAUCUGAAAUAUAAUUUACACUCAAGCAUCCUAGCAAUCAAAAUAAGCAACAUCAUUGAAAAAGCCAACAAGAACAUACGGUUCAUAUGGACACCUGGCCAUUGUGGAAUUGAUGGCAAUGAGAAAGCUGACAAAGUAGCUCGUGAAGCAGUAAAUAACCCUCUGACCGAAAUACGCACGUACUCCUCACUCAUCGACAUCCAUAGGAAUGUCAACACCUUUUGUACUAAUUUAUGGGAAUCUGAAUGGCGUCGUACACCCAAUAACAAACUGAGAGAAAUAAAAAAUAUUACUGAAUACUGGCCUAAGCCCCAUACAUCAAAUCGCAAAGAUGAAGUAUAG